Aspergillus sclerotioniger CBS 115572 is the source of this 1589-nucleotide messenger RNA. RefSeq names its product TOR signaling pathway phosphatase SitA (gene sitA). The transcript is spliced from 4 exons. Gene Ontology annotation, cellular component: cytoplasm. NCBI's taxonomy places the organism in Eukaryota, Fungi, Ascomycota, Eurotiomycetes, Eurotiales, Aspergillaceae. Gene Ontology annotation, biological process: G1/S transition of mitotic cell cycle; peptidyl-serine dephosphorylation. Gene Ontology annotation, molecular function: protein serine/threonine phosphatase activity. The record is from RefSeq and is a predicted model, not a curated record. Bases 170 to 1333 code for a protein of 387 amino acids.
GGAAGGACCACCGGCGCGCAUACCGCUCAGCAACCCGUGUGCUCUGGCGUUCGUGAGAGUCUCUCCUUUGGACCCUUGGUACACUCGUUACCUUCUUCUGUGACGCUUGUCUCUUCCGGCUUCAACGCGCCGUGCCUCUCCUAUUAAUCCAUAUUGCGCUAACCUCACCAUGGUGGAUAGUAAGGUCCCUCAGCCGGGACCGGCCAAGUUGAAGCGCAAUGCAGGCCCUGAUGAAUGGCUGGAGGCGGCCAAGGACUGCAAAUAUCUCUCCGAGUCACAUAUGAAACAGCUUUGUGAGAUAGUGAAGGAGUUUAUGAUGGAAGAAUCAAACAUUCAGCGGGUUUCAACCCCCGUGACCGUCUGUGGAGAUAUUCACGGUCAAUUUUACGACUUGCUGGAGCUGUUCCGGGUCUCCGGAGGAAUGCCUGAUGAAUCGGAGGUCGAGCCGCCCAAGACAUCACCAUCUGUGAUAACUUCCGAAGAUAUCGAACCCCCGUCCACCAUUACCGACCCUAAGCUACGGAAGAAAUUGAGGAAUUCCGGACACUCGGAUGAAUUUGCAGAUGAGAACAGCAGUCAGCGAGGCCGAUCUUCCAGCUCAGGCUCGAAGGAGGUGACAUUGAACCGGAACUUUGUCUUCCUCGGUGACUACGUCGACAGAGGAUACUUUAGUUUGGAGACUCUGACAUUGCUCUUGUGUCUCAAGGCGAAAUAUCCCGAUCGAGUUACACUGGUACGUGGAAACCACGAGUCUCGCCAAAUCACGCAGGUCUACGGCUUCUACGAGGAGUGCUUCCAGAAAUACGGCAAUGCCUCUGUAUGGAAGGCUUGCUGCCAAGUUUUUGAUUUCAUGACGUUGGGCGCCAUCAUCGAUGGCAGGGUACUGUGUGUGCAUGGUGGAUUGAGCCCUGAAAUCAGGACACUGGAUCAAGUUCGCGUGGUUGCCAGAGCCCAGGAGAUUCCGCAUGAAGGUGCAUUCUGUGAUCUGGUCUGGUCCGAUCCCGAUGAGGUGGAGACAUGGGCAGUGAGUCCCAGAGGAGCUGGCUGGUUGUUUGGAGACAAAGUUGCAGACGAGUUCUGCCACGUCAAUGACCUGACCCUUAUCGCGCGAGCCCACCAAUUGGUCAACGAGGGUUACAAAUAUCACUUCACCAAUCAAAACGUUGUCACGGUGUGGAGUGCCCCCAACUACUGCUACCGAUGCGGCAACCUUGCCUCCGUCUGCGAGAUUGGAGAUGACCUCAAACCUACGUUCAAGCUCUUCAGUGCUGUCAGCGACGAUCAACGACACGUUCCGACAUCACGGCCGGGCCGCAGUGAGUACUUCUUGUAACAUAUCGCAUGGCUACACUUUUAUUUUCUCGUCCACUUGCGUUGGGCAAGACAUGAGGCGUUACUGCACCGGCGCUGGCGUUGGGAAUGGAUACAGAGGCGCCCACCGUGAGUGAGGACAGGUUAUGAGCAUCAUAUAUUACGAUUUGGGACCCAGUUAAUGAAGUUUAUCCUUAUGCAUACUGGACACUUGGCCCGGGAGUGUUAGUUUACUGUUACAUUAUCAUGAAUCAGAUGAUCGUUAUGAUACAUAAAAG